Molecule: messenger RNA, 819 nt
Organism: Humulus lupulus (European hop)
Lineage: Eukaryota; Viridiplantae; Streptophyta; Magnoliopsida; Rosales; Cannabaceae
Product: putative disease resistance protein RGA4
Exons: 2
Coding region: 1-819 (272 amino acids)
Source: RefSeq, a predicted model, not a curated record
AUGCGAUCUUUCUUUCAAAAUUUUGAAAAUAAUGAUCUUGAUGGUGGUAUUCGAAGUUUCAAGAUGCAUGAUAUUGUGCAUGAUUUUGCUCAGUUUUUGACCAAGAAUGAAUGUAUCACACUAGAAGUUGAUCAUGGUGAAGAUAAAUUAGUUUCACUUGAUGAAAAAUCUCAUCAUCUAUCCAUAGUUGUUCAAUCUGGUACAAAAUUCCCAGCUCCAAAUUACAACAAAUUGAAUGAAAAGAAUAUUCGUAGCUUAUUUAUUGUGCAAAGUAGAAGACUUUUUAUUGAUAGUUCAUUGUUCUCACAACUUAUGUUCUUGCGGAAAUUAUCUUUAAUUGAAUGUAGUCUUGAGAUGCUAGAAGAGAGUAUUGGUCAAUUAAUACAUUUUAGAUAUCUCAAUUUAAGGCGAAACUUCAAUCUAAAGAGAUUACUUGAAGGUAUAUGCAAUUUAUGUAACUUGCAAACUCUAAAUCUAUCGCGUUGCUUCUCAAUUAAGAGAUUGCCAGAAGGUAUAGGAAAAUUGGUAAAAUUAAAACAUCUCUACAUUGAUGGGUGUGACUUGGAGGGAUUGCCAAGGGGAAUUAGCGGGCUGUCUUGUCUUCAAAGAAAUUUUAAAAAUGCAACUGAGGCAGAGAAUUUAGGUCGUAAGAAUAUUGCCGUCAGCAGAGGUGACGGUUUAGAGCUCGAUUUUAGGAAGUUGAAAAAGGAGUGUGGUUUCGAAGAUGAUAGUGAUACACUUGAAACCUUAGAACCAGAUCCAUACUUGAAGACCUUGAUCAUCUGGAACUAUAUUGGUCUUGUUAUGUCUCGUAGUUAG